AAACAAAAACAAACUAUGUUAAGAAAAAAAGAGGAGCAAAAAUGUUAAGGUCGAGAUUGAGUGAAAAAAAAGAUGUAAAUCCGGGCAGAGAUUGAAUGAAUACACUGCACAGAAACCGUACCUCACCAUAACACACACUAACGGCUAUCUAUCGCAUCGUCACGUCGUCAUUGAUUGAUGCAUCCAACGGGCCUCUGCAUUUACCCAAACUCUAGCGUUCUUCAGGACAACAAGAAGGUGGAGAAGGGUAGCACGGUCAUUUUGUUUCAAACCACUCUCACCGUCAGACGACAGAUAUAAUUACAUGGAGACAGAAACUCAAAAAGACAGCUCAUCCCUCCCUCCACACACAGUUCACUGAAAGCCCUCCUCUUCUUUAAAUUCCCCUUCUUUCAUUUAUUUAAAAUUUUUAUUUAAUAAAAUCUUGUGUUCUGUUCCUUUAAUAUUCCUAGAUUCCUUGAUUUCGAUUCAACACUCGAUGCGGUGACAAAUCCAUAGAUAGAUAGAGAUAUUUGGCGCCGGAGGUUUCGGACAUUUUAUUCGCCUUUGAGAAGAAGAUGUCGUUGUUCGAUGCUGCUUUCGUCAAUACGGAGCUCUCUAAACCGACGUCGAUCUUCGGUCUCCGGCUAUGGGUCGUCAUCGGAAUCUUACUCGGAUCUCUUAUAGUCAUCGCCCUCUUCCUCCUCUCCCUCUGCCUAACCUCUCGCCGCAAAAACCGCAAACCGAGAGCCGAUUUCGCUUCCGCCGCCGUCGCUACGCCGCCGAUUUCUAAGGAGAUUAAAGAGAUCGUUCCGGCGGAGAUCCAGGUGGAUAUAGGGAAGAUGGAGCAUCGAGUGGUGUUCUCGGAUCGAGUGUCGAGUGGAGAGAGCAGAGGAACAGCGAGUGCGAGCGAGACGGCGUCGUAUUCGGGGAGCGGGAACGUAGGGCCGGAGGUUUCGCAUCUGGGAUGGGGAAGGUGGUAUACACUGAGGGAGCUGGAGGCGGCGACGAAUGGGCUGUGUGAAGAGAACGUGAUAGGAGAAGGUGGUUACGGGAUUGUGUAUCGUGGGGUUUUGACCGACGGUACUAAAGUCGCCGUCAAGAACUUGCUUAAUAACAGGGGACAGGCAGAGAAGGAAUUCAAAGUAGAAGUGGAAGUGAUUGGGCGUGUACGACAUAAGAAUCUCGUUAGGCUUUUAGGUUAUUGCGUUGAAGGUGCUUACAGGAUGCUGGUGUAUGACUUUGUGGAUAAUGGCAAUUUGGAGCAAUGGAUUCACGGUGAUGUUGGUGAUGUCAGCCCUCUUACUUGGGAUAUCCGUAUGAACAUUAUACUCGGGAUGGCUAAAGGAUUGGCAUAUUUGCACGAGGGUCUUGAACCAAAAGUGGUUCACCGAGACAUAAAAUCGGGAAAUAUAUUACUUGAUCGCCAAUGGAAUGCUAAGGUUUCGGAUUUUGGACUUGCUAAGCUCUUGGGUUCCGACAGCAGUUAUGUGACAACCCGUGUCAUGGGAACCUUCGGUUAUGUAGCACCGGAAUAUGCAUGCACCGGAAUGUUGAACGAGAAGAGUGACAUCUACAGCUUUGGAAUAUUAAUCAUGGAGAUCAUCACUGGGAGAAACCCUGUUGAUUAUAGUCGCCCUCAAGGAGAGACGAAUCUAGUGGACUGGUUGAAAACAAUGGUAGGAAACAGAAGAUCAGAAGAAGUAGUUGAUCCCAAAAUAGCGGAACCACCGUCCUCAAAGGCUCUUAAACGAGUGUUGCUAGUUGCUUUGCGUUGUGUGGAUCCAGAUGCAAACAAGAGACCUAAAAUGGGGCAUAUCAUUCAUAUGCUUGAAGCUGAAGACUCACUCUAUCGCGAUGAACGCCGAACAACGAGGGACCAUGGAAACCGAGAUAAGCAAGAGACAGCGGCUAGUGAAAGUGGGGAGAGCGGUUCACGGCAUCAUCAGCAAAAGCUAAGAUGAAAAAGAGGAUCAUUUUAAGUGACUUUGCUUCUCACGCACACGACCCAUUCCAUUUCAAUUGAUUCUUAUUAUUAUUGUUGUUGUGUUACUUUCACUCACAUAAUAUUUUUCAUUCUUUGGCUCUUGAGUUACGUCUGAUUAACCUCUCUUUUUUUGUUUUUUCUCUUUUGUAAUCUGUUGCCAACGAUCACAUGUCAUAUAUAUAUAUAAAUUAUAAAAAUGUAAUUGUUUUGGACCAA
This is a messenger RNA of Raphanus sativus (radish), 2182 nucleotides long. RefSeq names its product probable serine/threonine-protein kinase At1g01540. The transcript has 7 exons. Bases 558 to 1943 code for a protein of 461 amino acids. Gene Ontology annotation, biological process: protein phosphorylation. The record is from RefSeq and is a predicted model, not a curated record. Gene Ontology annotation, molecular function: ATP binding; protein kinase activity. Lineage: Eukaryota; Viridiplantae; Streptophyta; Magnoliopsida; Brassicales; Brassicaceae.